CAUUUUGUACUCAUUUUAAACUCAGUUGGCUUCACGCAGCCGCCGCGCGCUCUGGAUACGCUGACACCAUGGAUACCGAGCGCCUUUUCCUGCGUUAAAACUCCACAAUGAGGGAUAAAAGCAAAAUGCGGUGUUGGGAGAGUUAAUCCAUUACUGGAGCCCUUUCGGCGAACCUGACUGGGAUCCGGCAGGUAUCCGGGCAUGGAGCCGGCGAUGUGUAGGAUUUGGAUCUGUGUCCUGCUCGCGGUGCCGCUUGCGGGAUGUUUGGAGAUGCACCUUUCGGAGACUUUACAGCCCGGGAGCAUUUUGGCAAACCUGUCUCUGGGACCUGGCUGGACGUAUAACAUCGACAGGACUUUAUCUCCCAACUUCAUCCAGACGCUUUUCCAAGUUGGGAAGCGCAGCGGGGUGAUCCGCCUGUCCCGCAGGAUUCAGUGCGCGCACACGCCGAGGAACCCAGCGCCUGUUUAUUUCAGAGCAGGUUCCUCAACGUCCGGGGACGCGACCCUGACGCAUUUUAACGUGUUUGUCCACGGACAGAACUGUUUUAUUAAGUACAAGAGAAAGACUGAGCCGGACAUUCACAUUGAACACGUUUUGAAAGUGAGGUCAGCUUCCUGUUUACUCGCAGGUAAAUUGUUAUUGAAUGUAAAGAAACUUUUGCCAGCAUCCACGCAAAGUAUAACCCUUUUAAAUUCUAAAUGUGUUGGAAAUGACUUUGUUGCGGCGCUCAUGCAUGGAGAUUUGUUCCUGGUCAACGACUUGUGCCUUGAACACAAAGAAAAGGUGGAUUUGCACUGCACCCUGCAUGGCUCUCCAGGCAGCAGGCUGUCUGCGCAGCUGAGUUUGACUCUGUCACAACAUGAAAGUACCCACAGAAAGUCUGGCAAACUGAUCCACAGGGGGAAGCGUCAGGUUAACUCAGGUCCGCGGUUCCAGAUCUCCACCUAUCAGGUGUCUGUCCCUGAGAAUGAGCCCCCAUACACACAUGUCAUCAACCUAAAAGCAGUUGAUCCGGAUGAUGGCGAGGCAGGGAGGCUGGAGUACAGCAUGAAGUCUCCUCAAGACAAGAGGUCUGAUAAUUACUUUCGAAUAGAUGCAAAGACGGGGAGCGUAUCGACCAUUCAGCAGCUUGAUAGAGAACUAAUGGACACACAUGUUUUCUUAGUUUUUGCAACUGACAAUGGCACCCCAAAAAGAUCGACCAGUUCUAUCCUGACCAUCACAGUUAGUGACAAAAAUGACCACAGGCCCGUGUUUGAGCAAAAGAAUUACAAAAUAAACAUCAGGGAGAAUGUGGAGGUUGGCUUUGAGGUGAUGACCAUACGUGCCACUGAUGGUGAUGCCCCCUCCAACGCCAAUAUGGUUUAUAAAAUUGUCAAUGAAGACGGUAUCAACUCUGUGUUUGAGAUCGACUCCCGGAACGGCCUGGUGAGGAUCAGGGAGCGGCCUGACAGGGAGACCCGAGCCCAAUACAAGCUGAUCGUUGAGGCUGAUGACCAGGGCAAGGACCCUCAUCCUCUGACCGCCACUGCCACAGUUCAGAUCACUGUGGAGGAUGAAAAUGACAACUAUCCCCAGUUUAGCGAGAAGCGGUACGAGGUACAGGUCCCAGAGAACGUAGCUGUCAACACUAAAGUUAUACAAGUGGAAGCGACUGACAAAGACGAGGGGAAUAACGCCAAAGUUCAGUACAGCAUCAUCAGCGGCAACAUUAAAGGCCAGUUCUACAUAAACUCGGAAAAGGGUGAGAUUAAUGUCAUCAACCCUCUGGACUAUGAGAUGAUUCGGGAGUAUAAUCUAAGGAUCAAAGCUUAUGAUGGUGGCAGACCCCCAUUGAUGAAUAACACUGGAAUGGUAGUGGUGCGUGUGGUGGACAUCAACGACAAUGCUCCUAUGUUUGUCAGCACUCCUUUCCAGGCCACCGUGUUGGAAAAUGUUCCCCUCGGUUAUUCUGUUAUUCACAUUCAAGCAAUAGAUGGCGAUUCAGGAGAAAACGCUCGUCUGGAAUACCGGCUCACUGACACAACACCUGGUUUCCUGUUCACCAUCAACAACAGCACCGGCUGGAUUACAGUUGGUGAAGAACUGGACAGGGAGACGACUGACUUCUACACCUUUGGCGUUGUGGCAAGAGAUCAUGGGAGGCCUGCUAUGUCUUCAUCAGCCAUCGUAAGCAUCAUGGUGCUGGACGUGAAUGACAACGUCCCCGCAUUUACUGAAAAGACAUACUCUUUAAAGAUCAAUGAAGAUGCCGUUGUGGGGACCAGUGUGCUGACCGUGACAGCUGUGGACAGGGACAUUAACAGUGUGGUGACUUAUCAGAUCUUCAGUGGAAACACCAGAAACCGCUUUUCCAUCACCAGCCAGAGUGGUGGGGGCCUCAUCACCCUGGCCCUUCCCCUGGACUACAAGCAAGAGAGGCAGUACGUCCUGACGGUCAUGGCGAGCGAUGGGACACUCUACGACACGGCUCAGAUUUUCAUCAAUGUGUCAGAUGCAAAUACACACCGGCCUGUUUUUCAGACCAGUGGCAACCUGCAGGUGCUUCUUGGUGAGGAAAAGCCUAUAGGCUCUUUUGUGACUAUGAUCACUGCAACGGAUGAUGACACGGGGGAGAACGCUCGCAUCACGUAUGUCAUGGAAGAUAAUGUUCCACAAUUUAAGAUAGACCCCGAUACUGGUGUAAUCACAACACAGAUGGAGAUCGAUUAUGAACACCAAGCGUCCUACACUUUAGCCAUCAUUGCCAGAGACAAUGGCAUCCCUCAGAAAUCUGAUACCACUUAUGUGGAGAUUAGAAUUGAGGAUGCUAAUGACAAUGCUCCCAUCUUUAACAAAGAUGUAUACAAGGGGAGUGUACUUGAAGAUGCACCUAUCCAAACCAGUGUUCUCCAGAUUGUUGCGUCAGACAGAGAUUCUGACUCCAAUGGAAGGGUGAGUUACACCUUUCAGGGUGGAGAAGACGGAGAGGGCGAUUUCACCAUUGAAACAUAUUCUGGAAUAAUUCGAACUGCUCGCAAACUGGACCGCGAGAACGUUGCUUUUUACAACCUGAAGGCGUUAGCUGUGGAUAGAGGGCUUCCUCCUCUGAAGGCAGUUGUUUCUGUUAAUAUUUCAGUCCUAGACAUAAACGACAAUGCUCCGGUGUUUGAGAAGGAUGAGCUUUUUAUUUAUGUGGAGGAAAACAGCCAAGUGGGGUCCGUUGUUGCCCAAAUCACUGCCACCGACCCAGACGAGGGCACCAAUGCUCAGAUUAUGUACCAGAUUGUGGAAGGAAAUAUUCCAGAAGUUUUUCAGCUCGACAUUUUUAACGGCAACCUCAUCGCGCUCACAGACCUGGACUACGAGACCAAAACAGAAUACAUCAUUGUGGUCCAGGCCACCUCAGCCCCAUUGGUGAGCCGGGCUACAGUACACAUCCGGCUAGUGGACAUGAAUGACAACGUACCUGUACUGCAGAACUUUGAGAUCAUCUUCAACAACUAUGUCACCAACAAGUCCAACAGUUUUCCAACUGGAAUUAUUGGAAAGGUACCAGCCCAUGAUCCAGAUGUGUCGGAUAAGCUGCGUUACAAGUUUGAAUCUGGAAAUGACCUCAAUUUGCUGCUGUUGAAUGAAGACACUGGGGAUCUGAGACUGAGCAGGGAUCUGGAUAAUGACAGGGCUCUGGAAGCCCCCAUGACCAUUUCUGUCUCAGAUGGCCUCCAUACAGUCAGAGCCAUGUGCACGUUGCGCGUCACCAUCAUCACCGACGACAUGCUUACCAACAGCAUCACGGUGCGCCUGGAGAACAUGUCGCAGGAGCGCUUCCUGUCUCCCCUCCUCAGCCUCUUCCUGGAAGGAGUGGCAGCCGUUCUGUCCACCAAGCGGGAGGCCGUGUUCGUGUUCAACAUCCAGAAUGACACCGACGUGCAGGGCUCCAUCCUGAACGUCACCUUCUCGGCGCUGCAGCCGGGAGGCACGCCCGGUAAAGGGACGUUCUUCCCCUCCGAGGACCUCCAGGAGCAGAUCUACCUGAACAGGACGCUGCUGAGGCUGAUUUCUUCUCAGGAGGUGUUGCCGUUCGAUGACAACAUCUGUCUGCGGGAGCCCUGCGAGAACUACAUGAAGUGCGUCUCGGUGCUGAAGUUUGACAGCUCGCCGCCGUUCAUCGCCUCCAACACGGUUCUUUUCCGACCCAUCCAUCCCAUCAACGGGCUCCGGUGCCGCUGCCCGGUGGGCUUCACCGGGGACUACUGCGAAACCGAGGUCGACCUUUGCUACUCGGGGCCGUGCAAGAACAACGGAAGGUGCCGCAGCCGAGAGGGCGGGUACACCUGCGAGUGCCUGGAAGACUUCACAGGCGAGCAUUGUGAGGUGAAUGCGUCGUCAGGCCGCUGUGUUCCCGGUGUUUGUAAGAACGGUGGGAAAUGCGUCAACCGGCUUGCUGGAGGUUUCAUGUGCGAGUGUCCACCCGGGGAGUUCGAGAGGCCUUACUGUGAAAUGACCACCCGCAGCUUCCCCGGCCAGUCGUUCGUGACGUUCAGGGGUCUCCGGCAAAGGUUCCACUUCACCGUUUCCUUCAUGUUUGCUACCAGAGAAAGAAAUGCUCUGCUUCUCUACAACGGCAGGUUCAAUGAAAAACACGACUUCAUCGCCCUGGAGAUCAUCGACGAACAGAUUCAUCUUACCUUCUCCGGAGGUGAAACAAAAACCACGGUGUCUCCCUACAUCCCCGGCGGAGUCAGCGACGGCCAAUGGCACUCUGUCCAGCUCCAUUACUACAACAAGGAAGGGUGGGGUCUGGCGGACUCCAGAGGGGGUCUGCGUAUCCCGCUUUAUACUGCCUGGCUGGAGCUCAUUCAGAAAGAGCCUAACAUCGGGCGCCUCGGCAUCCCUCACGGACCCUCUGCAGAAAAGGUGGCGGUGGUCGCCGUGGACGACUGCGACAUCUCCAUGGCGAUCCGCUUCGGGAAGCAGAUCAGUAACUACUCGUGUGCCGCCCAGGGCACCCAGACCGGACAGAAGAAAUCAUUGGACUUGACGGGUCCGCUGUUACUAGGCGGAGUUCCCAAUUUGCCCGAGGCAUUCCCAGUCAGGAACCGAAACUUCGUAGGCUGCAUGAGAAACCUAACAAUCGACAGCAAACCCAUUGACAUGGCCAGCUACAUCGCCAACAACGGCACCGCUGCAGGUUGUCCAGCGAAGAAGAACUUCUGUACAAACGACGUGUGUCUGAACGGGGGCAUGUGUGUCAACAAGUGGAACACCUACAGCUGCAACUGCCCUACUGGCUACGGGGGCAAAAACUGUGAACAAGAGAUGCCUUCGCCUCAGUUCUUUGACGGCCAGGCGUUGGUGUCCUGGAGCGAGACGGACAUCACCGUCGCUGUACCCUGGUACGUGGGUCUCAUGUUCCGGACCCGGCAGCCAGCUGGGACUCUGAUGCAGGUCAACGCCGGAUCAUCCUCAACUAUAAAUCUCAUGUUGAGGGAGCAGCAGGUCCGUAUGGAAGUGUUUCUAAGGGAGCAGUUGUUGGCGUCGCUGGGCUUCCCGCAGGUCCGCAUCAGUGAUGGGGAGUGGCACCACUUGCUAGUUGAACUGAAAAGCAUUAAAGAUGGCAAAGAGCUUAAAUACAUGGCGGCUGUUUCCUUGGAUUACGGCAUGUACCAGCAGAAGUCUGUGGAGAUCGGUAAUGACCUCCCAGGUCUGAAGGUGCGGACUCUUCAUGUCGGAGGCCUGCCCGGAGAGGGAAACAUUGUUAACAAAGGAUUCGUUGGCUGCAUACAGGGUGUCCGGGUGGGGGAGACAGCCACCAAUGUGGCCAACGUGAACAUGGCUCAGGGCCUGAAAAUCCACGUGGAGGAUGGCUGCGAUCUGGCGGACCCUUGCGAAUCCAACAUCUGCCCUGAGAACAGCCACUGCAGUGACGACUGGAGCACACACACCUGCGUCUGUGACCCAGGUUACUUUGGUAAGGAAUGCGUGGACGCUUGUCAACUCAAUCCCUGUGAGCACAUCUCCAGUUGUGUCCGCAAGCCCAGUUCGUCCCACGGAUACACCUGCGAAUGUGGACAGAACUACUACGGCCAGUACUGUGAAAACAAAGUGGAGAAGCCGUGUCCUCAGGGUUGGUGGGGCAGCCCUGUGUGUGGGCCCUGUAACUGUGAUACAAGCAAAGGAUUUUAUAAAGACUGCAACAAAACCACUGGAGAGUGUCGCUGCAAGGACAACUACUAUCGUCCUGAGGGCGAGGACACCUGCUAUCCCUGUGACUGUUUCCCCAUCGGCUCCGAGUCUCGAACCUGCGACCCGGUCACCGGCCAGUGCUCCUGCAAGGGAGGCGUCAUCGGCCGUCAGUGCAACCGCUGCGAUAACCCCUUUGCUGAAGUGACACCCACUGGAUGUGAAGUUGUGUAUGAAGGCUGCCCAAAGGCUUUUGACGCUGGCAUUUGGUGGCCAAAGACCAAAUUUGGACGCCCUGCUGCCAUGGAGUGCCCCAAAGGAUCCAGUGGUACUGCAGUUCGCCACUGCAGCGAUGAGAAGGGCUGGUUGUCUCCUGAACUUUUCAACUGCACCACAGCAACUUUCUCGAAUUUGAAGAAAAUGAAUGAGGAGCUGCGCCGCAACAGCUCCCGGAUGAACAGCGAACAGUCCAAGACCAUUGUGCGCUUGCUUCACAGCGCCACAAACAGGAAGUCGCGCUUCUACGGCAACGACGUCAAGAUGGCUUCCCAGCUGCUGAACCACGUGCUGAAGUACGAGAGCCAGCAGUCUGGCUUCGAUCUGACCGCCAUGAAGGACGCAGAGUUCAACGAGAACUUGGUGCGAGCUGGCAGUGCCAUUCUGGACCCCGGCACCAAAGACCACUGGGAGCAAAUCCAGAGAACUGAAGGCGGCACCGCACAGCUGCUUCGCAACUUUGAGGACUAUGCUAACACGUUGGCCCAAAACGUCAGAAAAACCUACCUCAAACCCUUCACCAUUGUCACUGAAAACAUGAUCCUAACUGUGGACUACUUGGAUGUGUCAGACCCAGAGAAGGCGACAUUACCUCGAUUUAAGGACAUCCAAGAGUCCUACUCCAGAGAACUCGGCUCUUCUGUCCACUUUCCACUUUUUAACUUACGAGAUCAUGUCCACAGAGAGGAUCCAACUCCAGAACCUCCAACCCAGACCGAUCAUCCCGAGGAAGAGGAGCGCACAGUGUCUGACAGGAAACGGCGCCACCUUGAGCCGCCUGCACCUAAGCCGGUUGCCGUGGUCAUAGUGUACAAGUCGCUGGGCCAGCUCCUCCCGGAAAGAUACGACUCUGACAGGAGGAUUCUGAGGCUCCCCAACCGUCCAGUGAUCAACACAGCAAUAGUGAGCGCCACCGUCCACAGCGAGGGUCCACCCCUUCCUCCCAUCCUGGACCCUCCUAUCACCUUGGAGUACACCCUACUGGAGACAGAGGAGCGGACAAAACCCGUCUGCGUUUUCUGGGACCACUCCUCCUCGAACGGAAACAAAGGCGGUUGGUCCUCCAGAGGCUGCGAAGUGCUCAACAGGAACAACAGCCACAUCAGCUGCCAGUGCAACCACAUGACCAGCUUUGCCGUCCUGAUGGACAUUUCGAAGAGAGAGCACGGGGAUGUCCUCCCGCUGAAGAUCGUCACUUACGCCACGGUGUCCGUCUCUCUGUUCCUCCUCCUCCUCACCUUCAUCCUGCUGUGCCUCCUGCACCGGCUGCGCUCCAACCUGCACGCCAUCCACAGGAACCUGGUGGCGACGCUCUUUUUCUGCGAGCUGGUCUUCCUGCUCGGUAUCAAUCAGACGGACAACAUGUUUGUGUGUACGGUGAUAGCCAUCCUCCUCCACUAUUUCUACAUGUGCACGUUCGCCUGGAUGUUUGUGGAGGGACUGCACAUCUACCGCAUGCUGACCGAGCUGCGGAACAUCAACCACGGCCACAUGAGGUUCUACUACGCCAUCGGCUGGGGCAUACCGGCGAUCAUCACCGGUUUGGCAGUUGGCCUCGAUCCUCAGGGUUAUGGAAAUCCAGAUUUCUGCUGGCUCUCUGUACACGACACGCUCAUCUGGAGCUUCGCAGGACCCAUCUUUGUGGUUGUUCUCGUGAACAUAGUGAUCUUCAUUUUAGCAGCGAAGGCUUCCUGUGGUCGCAGGCAGAAGGUUGUGGAGAAGUCAGGAGCUAUUCCUGCGCUGCGUAUGGCCUUCCUCCUCCUGCUGCUCAUCGGCGCCACCUGGCUGCUCGGUCUCAUGGCGGUCAACAGCGACGUAAUGAUUUUCCACUACCUGUUUGCCAUCUUCAGCUGCCUGCAGGGAGUCUUCAUCUUCUUCUUCCACGUGAUCUUCAACAAAGAGGCGAGGAAAAACCUCAAGAACGUCUUCACAGGUAAAAAGACGGUACAGGACGACUCCAGCACCACAAGGGCCUCCUUACUCACCCGGUCUCUAAACUGCAACACAUACGCAGAAGACGGGCCGCUGUAUCGCACAGCCAUCGGCGAGUCCAACGUCUCCCUGGACAGUACGCUCAGGUCAGGCAAGAGCCGCAGCAGCAGCUACCUGGCUUACGCACUCAGGGAAGAGUCGGGUCAGAAGCCCAGCUCCUCAGGAACAGCUAAAGGACACACAGAUCUGGAUGGUCCUCUUUUCCACCAAAAUGGCACCAAAGGAGACGACUCCGACUCAGACAGUGAGUUGUCUGUGGAUGAGCACAGCUCCUCCUACGCCUCGUCCCCCUCCUCUGACAGCGAAGACGACGAUUCGGAUGUCAAGCCUAAAUGGAACAACGAGAGGCCCCUUCACAGCACUCCAAAAGGUGAUUCUGUGUCCAACCACGUGAGGCCUUACUGGCCAACAGAUGGCACCACGGCCAGUGACAGCGAGGACCUGAGUGUGACAGACCGGCUCAGGGUGGAGACCAGGGUCAACGUGGAACUGCAUCCGGAAAAUAAACUCAACCACGUUGGUGAGAGAGAGAGGGAAGCUCCCCCGGAGAAAGACAAGCCGGCGCCCGGUAUCGCCAAAGACGCUCCACCUCCCAGCCAACCCAUCAGCAACAGCAACCACCAGCCAGAGCAGAGGAAAGGCAUCUUAAAGAACAAAAUCAGUUACCCUCCUCCGCUGACGGACAAGAAUAUGAAGAAUCGUCUAAGGGAGAAGCUGAGCGACUACAACUCCCUGACCAUCACCUCCCCUCCGCCCAUCAACAACAACCACACAUCCGCCCUGCCUCCGUCGUCCGUCAACAUCAUAACCCCUACGUCCAUGCCGUCGUCGCAGGCCUCCACCGACGGAGGGGGUCGCCUCGGCAACCACAACCACGGCUCUCUGGUGAAGCCGCCCGUCGCGCCCCGUCCUCAGAUUACCGUCGCGCCGCCACCGGGAGGCAUCUACCGGGAGGCCAACGGCGGAGUGGCAAUGCACUUAAAGUCGGGGACGGUGAACGGAGGAAACGACUCCGACUCAGAUGGCAGUAACGAGACUUCAAUCUGACCCGUCAGGCAAUUCCAGACCAGCCCGCCCUUGUGAGAGGAGGAGCCAGUCAGUGGGGAAGAGAAGAGAAAAUGAACGUGAUGAACACGGAGGGGGUAGAACUUUGGGUAAAGGUCCAUACACCCCCUGUCACGUUUUAGCGAGCAGUAUUAACGGCAGACUUUAGGACUACCUGGGACGGCAGAGACAAGGAUGCGAGAAAGAAUAAAGGGAAUGCUCCACCGGAGACACGUGUGCCAAAAUCGACUAAAGAGAGAAGGCCUUACGACGAGCAGAAGACUCUCCAGGACAGCUUCCAUCUGCCUGAGAGCGUCUGAUAAAUGAUCUCAAGCUGGUACACGUGUAGUCCAAAAAGGAUUUCAAAGACUACAGCCUCUUCAAGCGUCACAAACAGACCGCUAAGACCAAGGGCAGAGGAGGUGCGCACCGAGAACUGUUUUUAUUUUUCUACAGAAACCUCUCGGUGCGGUGUAUUUAGAGUGUAAUUAUUGUGUAGAUAUUGUUUUUUAAGUGAAGAAGAAAUAAUGUAUUUUCUAUUUCAGCUGAAGCAGAGAACAAGUUUGUAAACUAAAAAAGAAAAGAAAUGCCUUGAAAAAUAUUGGGAAGACUGUUUGAUUGUGCCUUUAUUUAGGACAGAGGCCUUAUUCACUCACACCUUAUAUGCUCUUAUGGUGUAGUAAGAAGUAGCCUGGCUGAGAAAGCAGUGGAGAAA
This is a messenger RNA of Xiphophorus hellerii (green swordtail), 10195 nucleotides long. RefSeq names its product cadherin EGF LAG seven-pass G-type receptor 1a (gene celsr1a). Bases 202 to 9483 code for a protein of 3093 amino acids. The record is from RefSeq and is a predicted model, not a curated record. NCBI's taxonomy places the organism in Eukaryota, Metazoa, Chordata, Actinopteri, Cyprinodontiformes, Poeciliidae. Gene Ontology annotation, biological process: cell surface receptor signaling pathway; G protein-coupled receptor signaling pathway; homophilic cell-cell adhesion. Gene Ontology annotation, cellular component: plasma membrane. The transcript is spliced from 37 exons. Gene Ontology annotation, molecular function: calcium ion binding; G protein-coupled receptor activity.